AUGUCUUUACAUCUCGAGACCCUCCAAGCAAAGGGAUCAUUGAUGUAUCAAGCCUCAAGAACCACGUUUUUCACCUCACCGUCACAUGAUGUAAGCCUUUCCAAAGUCCAGAACCAAUUUCCUGCGGCACAGGUUGGAGAUCACAGCAAAGACGAGAACUCGCAAAGACCAAUCGGAAGAUGUAUUUCGGAAAAAGCAUCUGAAGCCGACAAUCAAUUUGGGGCUGAAGAGUAUCCGGGCCAGGGUGUUGUUCAGGACUUUUUCAGGACUUCGGAGGCGAAUGCGAGUCCUGUAAAUUUUACGCAGGACGAACUGCAAAAAGCGGAUUAA
Messenger RNA from Glarea lozoyensis ATCC 20868, 330 nucleotides. RefSeq lists its product as uncharacterized. The transcript has a single exon. Lineage: Eukaryota; Fungi; Ascomycota; Leotiomycetes; Helotiales; Helotiaceae. Bases 1 to 330 code for a protein of 109 amino acids. The record is from RefSeq and is a predicted model, not a curated record.